AUGAUAGAAUCACCCUAUUCCGUCAGCAUCCCUCUUGUCGAUGUGAAUUCGUUCGUGUUCUCGUCUGGCACGCCCUCGUCGCGUCAGGCACCACAAUACUUUGACGCUGCGAGACCUGCAAAAUGCUUCAGCUUGGCCGACGCCGAGGGCUAUGUCAAACAGGUUGGCCAAGGCCUGCAAAAGCUCGGGUUGCAAGCAGGAGACAGGGUUCUGUUGUACUCGAACAACCGGCUAUACUUCCCCAUCGUGCUGUGGGCGACCAUUGCGGCUGGCUGCAUCUUCACGGCAGCCUCGCCCACUGCCUCUGUCACUGAGCUCGAAUACCAGCUGCGAGACUCGGGUGCGAAGCUCCUCCUCUCACACCACGACGGUGCUUGUGUUGCCCUAAAGGCCGCGGCCCGAGCGAGCCUGCCAACGACUCAGAUCUAUCUCUUUGGCGACCUGGAUGAGAACAUCCCAAGUCAACUCUCUGGCCGGCUUCAACCAUGGACCAAGCUUUGGUCCUCACCUCAGGAAUCUGCUUCGUGGUCGUGGAAGCGCAUGACUAGCAUGGAUGAACUCGCUUCAACCACGGCAGUCAUCAAUUAUUCGAGCGGAACGACCGGUCUGCCCAAAGGGGUUGAGAUUUCGCACUACAACCUUGUCGCCAACUCCACGCAAUUUCUGUUCAAGCGUAACUUGGUGGCCGAUACACCGCAAGGGCGCGCACGCAAGUCACGGCUAGAUCUGUCAGGAGAACGGUGGCUGGCACCUCUUCCCAUGUAUCACGCAUAUGGCCAGACGUAUUAUUCCAUCAGUGCAGCCCGCCUCGGGGCCAAGGUUUUCAUCAUGGCCAAGUUUAAUGUGGUACAAUAUCUACUUUAUCUGGACAUAUACCGAAUCACCUUCAUGACCAGUGUCCCUGUCAUCUUAACCAUGCUGUGUAAGCAGGACAACCCGCAUCGAUUCAAUCUCAAAGCUGUCGAGGUCGUCACCAGUGGCUCCGCGCCCUUAGAUCCCGGACUGGGGAAAAUGGUUGAGGAUCGAUACCUGCGCUCGAACGUCAAUGUCAAACAAGGCUGGGGCUUGACUGAGACCACCUGUUCUAUCACUGGGUUUGCCCCGGACGAUGAGGAUGACGGUCGAUCGAUUGGCUGGCUGAACCCAAAUUGUUAUGCAAAAAUCGUGCCCGUGGCCGGCCAAGACUUCCAAAAGAGCGGUUUGGCAAACCGUACGAUCGGUGAGAUCUGGGUGGCUGGGCCUAACAUUAUGAAGGGGUAUUGGCACAAGCCCAAAGAGACCUCGGAGACGAUUGUCUACGAAGACGGCCAUCACUGGCUUCGGACAGGGGAUAUAGGCUAUAUCGACGAGCGAGGUCGCAUCUUUAUCGUGGACCGGCUCAAGGAGUUAAUCAAGGUCAAAGGGCUCCAAGUUGCGCCAGCGGAGUUGGAAUUGUCUCUUCUCGCACAUCCGGACGUUAUCGACGCUGCUGUUGUGGGAGCCAAGAUGCUCGGAGUAUCCGAGAGCUUUUGUGGUUCGCAAAACCCCCGUGUUACGGCUGAGUCGCUUUUUGAAUACGUCAAAGAGCGGUUUGCGCCUCACAAGUGGCUCACCGGAGGGGUCUACUUUAUUGACGCCAUUCCCAGAACGGGCAGUGGGAAGGUGAUUCGACGAGCCUUGCCAUCCGUCGAGGCGAAGGCGCGAGGAAAGCUGUGA
This is a messenger RNA of Cladophialophora bantiana CBS 173.52, 1695 nucleotides long. RefSeq lists its product as uncharacterized. The transcript is spliced from 6 exons. Gene Ontology annotation, biological process: secondary metabolic process. Lineage: Eukaryota; Fungi; Ascomycota; Eurotiomycetes; Chaetothyriales; Herpotrichiellaceae. The record is from RefSeq and is a predicted model, not a curated record. Gene Ontology annotation, molecular function: CoA-ligase activity. Bases 1 to 1695 code for a protein of 564 amino acids.